GAACCUAAGGAAUUAAAGAAGGAAAGAAAGGAAAAGAUGGUGGAGGAUGCUACCAAGGUUGAAAAGAAGGAGAAGAAGGAAAAGAAGGAAAAGAAAGAAAUGAAAGAAAAGAAGGAAAAGUCCAAGGACGAACCUGACGCUGAAAAAAGGUCCAAGUCCAAGCGCACUGCCUCGGACGAAAUCACCAUCGAUUUGGCUCAGGAAAUCCCACUCUCCAAGAAGCAUGCGAGAAUGUUAAAAAAGGGCAAGAUCACCAUCGAGGAAAUCAAGAAGGAGUUGGGCUUGACGGAAAAGCCUAAAAAGGACGACAAGGAAGUCAAGCUCGAUGCCGACGGUAAUGAAAUCGAAGCCGAAAAGAAGCCAGCCAAAUCUGAGUUCGGUGUGUGGAUCGGUAAUAUGACCUUUGAUACCACCAAGGAAGACCUCAUCAAGUUCAUCGUCUCCAAAACCACAGACUUUGCCAGAAUCGAGACCGUCUGCAACGACGCAACAGCGCGUGCGCUCAUCACCGAAGACGACAUCACCAGAGUCAAUUUGCCAAUGAAAGAGCGUAAGAUUAAGGGGUUUGCUUACGUUGACUUCAAGACCGCUCAGCACAUGAACGCAGCCAUUGCCAUCUCCGAGGAGAACUUGCUUGGCCGUAAGUUGUUGAUCAAGAACGCCAACUCGUACGAGGGCAGACCGAAGAAAGAUCCGCUCGCGGGUUUGUCCAAGAACCCACCAUCCCGUAUCUUGUUUGUGGGUAACUUGUCUUUUGACACCACCAAGGAGUCGUUGGAGACCCACUUCCAACACUGCGGUGAGAUCUUGAAGAUCCGUAUGGCCACCUUCGAAGAUACCGGUAAGUGUAAGGGGUUCGCAUUCCUCGACUUUAAGGACGAGGUUGGGCCAACCAAGGCCUUGCAGGAUAAGGCUUGCCAGCGCAUCACCAACAGACCUCUCAGAAUGGAGUUUGGGGAAGACAGGUCCAAGAGAGUGCCAAACCACCACAAGAAGGCCCAGGAAGAGGCUCAGGCUGUGCGUGAGGCCAGAUCCGAAUCAUUCAUCCAGCCCCCAAGAGAGAGGUAUGUCGAACCAGUCUACACCGCCCCGGCCUUUGACGCUGAGAGAAAGCCAAAGAGACCAAGACCAGAAGGCUUCUCCCGCAGCAACCACGACAGCUACAAGAGAGUCAAGUCCUCCAUCGCCUUGGCUGGCGCCCAGAGAGCCAGUGCGGCGAUUGUACCUUCCGCCGGUAAGAAGGUCACCUUCUAAGGUCUGUGUAUUUUGUAUAGUAGUCAAGGCAUGUCCUAUG
Molecule: messenger RNA, 1294 nt
Organism: Babjeviella inositovora NRRL Y-12698
Lineage: Eukaryota; Fungi; Ascomycota; Pichiomycetes; Serinales
Gene: NOP13
Product: Nop13p
Exons: 1
Coding region: 37-1254 (405 amino acids)
Molecular function (GO): RNA binding
Source: RefSeq, a predicted model, not a curated record